CGAGCGCGGGUGGGAGCCCAGAGCCAGAGAGCGCGCUGGGCGGUGCUGGGCACCCGCGGAGUGGAACGGGGCUGGUGGAAUGCACAGGGUCGCAGCGCUUGGGCCACCCUCGGUCAGAGGGCGCCGUGUCCAGCGAGCAAACGGGCGCCCCGGAGCCUUGCUGAGAGGCAGAUGCGGACAGAAGCUGAGGCCCAGAAAAGGGAAGUCUUAUGUCCAAAGUCACACAAGGAGCAGCUGAGCUGGGACAACUCCCCUGGUUUCCAUUUCCUUCACCGUAAAGUGAGGGCAUAUAGCCUAGAUGGGCUCUGAAGGCCCUUCCAGCCUUGCUCUACAAAAACAACCACCGUAUGUGCAGUGUCUAGUGUCAAGCACUACAUGAUGUUCUUUAAUUUUCACAACAAAGCUAUGCUACAGAUAGUGUUCAUUCUGUGACCGUGUUCAUAUCCUGUCUAUCUGAAUAGAUUGGGUGGUAACACAUCAUUUGUUCCUAUGUAAAAUAUCAACCCAGCUGCCAGCUGGCAUUCUCCCACUCAUGUCAAUUCCCUUGGGAUUCAAAAAAGGACCUUGCUAAGGUAACCCUUAGGAAAGGGAAUGUUUUAGGCUGCACCAUCAGCUGGUCCCUGAGUGGGAGUCCACAUUUUAAACAGGUUUCUCAUGAAGUCACCCAGUGAAGACACUGUAAGUCUGGAGGUGGGGGACAGCAAUCAGAGGCCCUUUGGUCACUGCACAGUUCCUUUAACUGCAACCCUAGGCUGGCCUGACCCAGCUGCUGCAGGAAGGGGAGGGGCCAUGGGAGGGGGUCAGAGCCCACAGCAGGACUGUUGCAUAAUCCUUGGGGCCUGGCCUUGGGCAAUCCACCCUGGUUCUGAAGUUUGUGCUUUGUGUCUGGUUCCUUCCUUUUCUGCCUUCUCUCCUGCUUUCUAGCUCUGGGCUUUCCCAGCUCCGAAGUCAAUACUGAGAUCCCAGAUGUGUCCAGAGACAUCCUGAAGAGGCUCGGGGGUGGAGGAGCCUUAGUGUGUCCACAAAGAGACUCCUGAAACUGACUGAGAGCCAGUGGAUUUGCCAGCAGUCUGAGCUUCUACCGAGUCUUCCCCCACCUCAAUCCCUGUUGCUAUGGAGACUACCAAUGGAACGGAGACCUGGUAUGAGAGCCUGCAUGCCGUGCUGAAGGCUCUAAAUGCCACUCUUCACAGCAAUUUGCUCUGCCGGCCAGGGCCAGGACUGGGGCCAGACAACCAGACUGAAGAGAGGCGGGCCAGCCUACCUGGCCGUGAUGACAACUCCUACAUGUACAUUCUCUUUGUCAUGUUUCUAUUUGCUGUAACUGUGGGCAGCCUCAUCCUGGGAUACACCCGCUCCCGCAAAGUGGACAAGCGUAGUGACCCCUAUCAUGUGUAUAUCAAGAACCGUGUGUCUAUGAUCUAACACGAGAGGGCUGGGACGGUGGAAGACCAAGACACCUGGGGAUUGCGUCUGGGGCCUCCAGAACUCUGCUGUGGACUGCAUCAGGUCUCAGUGUCCCUAUCUGUAAGAUCAACAAGAAACACGGUUAAGGGAGGUCGUCACUGGGGUGGGAGAAGAGGGGCUGGUAGACCGAAGCCUUGUGCAUAAGGAUUUUUUCCCCAGGAAAAGAUAGACUUUAUAAACAGUGGGAGCCCAUGAACAAACAUAUAAAAGUAGCAACAGAUAAUGACCAAUAACUGGUUCAGUGGCUGGAGUAUUAGGGGCCUGGGGAUUGGAGAACGGAGAAGAAGUUGUAGCAGAGGGAAAUGAGACAGGAAGAUGCUCUGGGGACACAUUUUUUAUGUGUUAUCUUCAGCCAUGAGAAGCAGUGAUGACUAUCCCAUAUCACAGAUAUGAUUUACCACCACCACCCUGCCCCCGCUCCCGUGAAGAAAGCAGGGCAAGUGCUGUGCUGCCCAUUUGGGCCUGCAUAGUGCCAUGAUUGGAACCCAGGAACUCUGGUCUCCUUGCCUAGUGCUUUUCAAAACUCUGUGCCACACAGGAGUGGAUCCAGGCCUGAAGGUCAUACAAUUCUGGGGACUCUCUUUAAGAAAAAGAAUUCUAAAAUAUCUUACUUUUGCAAACAUUACGAAAAUAUACUGCCACAUUAAUAUGUUGCUAGGGCCCCUGCUAGGACCUUAAGAAGGAGCUCAUGUGAGUCAGGACCCUGAAUGUUAGGCCUCGUUAACUCUAUGGUUCAUAUGCUUCUUGAACCAAGUCACAGGGCACUUCCCAGCCACAUUGCCAGCCAACAGGACUAAACUACCUCCAAAGCAAGCAGUCUUUUCAGUUUUGACUGAGUGAUGUGAGAAACUUCUUUUCUUUUCUUUUCUUUUUUUUUUUUUUUUUUUGAGACAGUCUCCCUAUGUCACCCAGGCUGUGGUGCAGCAACCCAAUCUUGGCUCACUGCAUCCCCCACCUCCCGGGUUCAAGCAAUUAUCCUGCCUCAGCCACGUGAGUAGCUGGGAUUACAGGUUCCUGUCACCACACCCAGUUAAUUUAUAUAUAUAUAUAUAUAUUUAAGUAGAGACAGGGUUUCACCAUGUUGCCCAGGCUGGUCUCAAACUCCUGUCCUCAAGUUAUCUGCCCAUUUCGGUCUCCCAAAGUGCUGGGAUUACAAGUGUAAGCCACCACGACUAUCUGAGAGAAGUUUUCUGAUGUCAUGUUGAAUCUGCUUGUAAAAGACUGAUAUUGCCAAGGUGGGCAGAUCACCUGAGGUCAGGAGUUCGAGACCAGCCUGGCCAACAUGGUGAAACCCCGUCUACUAAAAAAAUACAAAAAUUAGCCAGACCUGGUGGCGGGUGCCCGUAUUCCCAGCUACUUGGGAGGCUGAGGCAGGAGAAUUGUUUGAACCCGGGAGGCGGAGGUUGCAGUAAGCCAAGAUCACGCCACUGCACUCCAGCCUGGGUGACAGAGCAAGGCUCUGUCUCAAAACAAAAACAAAAACAAAAAAGACUGAUAUCGCACCUAAAUUAUUAUUAUAUUAAAAGAAGCAGAGUAUGAGAGACAGGUACAUGGUCCAGUAGGAAGAGAAGCAGCCCUGAUUCUACCACUUAAGGUGAUGUAUGAUCUUAGGCUGGACACUUCUCUCUCUCAUCCGUUUUCCUCUUCAACAUAAUGAAAUAGACUUGAAAGUCUCUAAGGCUCUAUCAGUUCUGACAUUCUAGGCUUCAUAUACAUUAAGUUGAGCCAUAUGUAAUCACUGUGUUUGUAGGUUAGAAACAGCUGAGUAUCGUAGUUUCAUAUAUGGUUCCAGCUAAUACAUGCAAUGUGGCUGGUGAACACUUCUGAAUUCAGAAACUAUCCCAGAUCUCAGCUAGAACCAUCCACUGUUCUGUUUGUCCAGUUUCAACUUAAGGGAUCUCCAUGUGGUCCCUGGAAGUACCCAUUGAAACAUGCAUAUUUGUGUAUAGCAGAACUCUGAAAUAAUAUUUUGAUAGCAGUUAUCUCUGAGGAAUUGGGUUAUAGGUGUUUUUCCCUUUCCGCAUGAUAAAUUUAUGUAAUAUUUGACUGACUUGACCGUAAGUAUGUUACUUGUAUAAUAAAAGGAAAAAAGGUACUUCUAUUUUGAAAAAAUAAAAAUAAAAGCCUUUGGGUUCUUGAA
Pan troglodytes (chimpanzee) is the source of this 3607-nucleotide messenger RNA. It is a transcript of the gene KCNE3, whose product is annotated as potassium voltage-gated channel subfamily E regulatory subunit 3. Lineage: Eukaryota; Metazoa; Chordata; Mammalia; Primates; Hominidae. The record is from RefSeq and is a predicted model, not a curated record. Gene Ontology annotation, cellular component: membrane; voltage-gated potassium channel complex. Gene Ontology annotation, molecular function: delayed rectifier potassium channel activity; potassium channel regulator activity; voltage-gated potassium channel activity involved in ventricular cardiac muscle cell action potential repolarization. The transcript is spliced from 3 exons. Gene Ontology annotation, biological process: potassium ion export across plasma membrane; ventricular cardiac muscle cell action potential; negative regulation of delayed rectifier potassium channel activity. The coding region runs from base 1114 to 1425 and encodes 103 amino acids.